CGCUUUCUAAACCCCUGGUUCUACACCUUCCAGCCUUCUUCUUCUCAGAAUGCUAGAAAAAACGCCACUUGGAAGCAUGAUCUUUGCGAAGACGGUUGAUCGUCUUCUCUCCUCCUGAGUUCCUCUACCUGUCUUUAUGUUGUCUGCAUUUUAGUAUAUUCUAGGGUUGGUCUUUUUAUAGUCUAGUAGUAGUGCUCUAAGCUAAUCAGUGAGUCAAUGGAGAAGAAAGGGUCUGUGCUGAUGCUCCGUUAUGAGGUCGGCAAGUUUCUUGGUCAGGGUACCUUUGCUAAGGUAUACCAUGCUAGGAAUUUGAAAACUGGUGAUAGUGUUGCUAUUAAGGUCAUCGACAAAGAAAGAAUCCUCAAAGUUGGCAUGACCGAGCAGAUUAAGCGAGAGAUCUCUGUCAUGAGACUCUUGCGGCAUCCUAACAUCGUCGAGUUCCAUGAAGUCAUGGCCACCAAAUCUAAAAUCUACUUCGUGAUGGAGCAUGUUAAGGGUGGUGAGCUCUUCAACAAAGUGUCAAGUGGGAAGCUAAGAGAAGAUGUUGCAAGAAAGUACUUUCAACAGCUUGUACGCGCUGUUGACUACUGUCACAGCCGUGGAGUAUGCCACAGGGACCUCAAGCCAGAGAAUCUCUUGUUGGAUGAGCAAGGGAAUCUUAAGGUCUCUGAUUUUGGUCUCAGCGCUCUUGCUGACUCUAGAAGGCAAGAUGGGUUGUUGCACACUACAUGUGGGACCCCUGCAUAUGUUGCACCGGAGGUCAUAAGCAGGAGAGGCUAUGAUGGGUUUAAAGCGGAUGUGUGGUCCUGUGGAGUUAUAUUGUUCGUCUUGCUCGCUGGAUAUCUCCCUUUCCGUGAUUCCAAUCUCAUGGAGCUGUAUAAGAAGAUAGGCAAAGCUGAGGUCAAGUUCCCCAACUGGCUUGCUCCGGGGGCAAAGAGAUUGCUCAAGAGGAUCUUGGAUCCUAACCCGAACACAAGGGUAUCAACUGAGAAAAUAAUGAAGAGCUCUUGGUUCCGUAAAGGCCUGCAACCGCAAGAGGAGGAGAAAGAGUCAGUUGACGAGGAGACAGAAGUGGACGCAGAGGCAAACGCAAGUGCAGAGAAGGAAAAGAAGCGGUGUAUCAACCUGAACGCGUUUGAGAUAAUAUCGUUGUCGACGGGGUUUGAUCUCUCGGGGCUGUUCGAGAAGGGAGAGGAGAAGGAGGAGAUGAGGUUUACAUCGAACAGAGAGGCAUCUGAGAUAACAGAGAAGCUGGUGGAGAUAGGGAAGGAGCUUAAGAUGAAAGUGAGGAAGAAGGAACAAGAAUGGAGGGUGACAAUGUCGGCUGAGGCUACAGUGGUGGAAACGGAGGUGUUUGAGAUUGCACCGAGCUAUCACAUGGUGGUGCUAAAGAAGAGCGGUGGAGAUACGACGGAGUAUAAGAGAGUCAUGAAGGAGAGUAUAAGACCGGCUUUGAUCGACAUUGUAUUAGCUUGGCACUGAAACAUAUUCUAUUCUCUUUAUGUGUUUUCUUUUAAAUGUUAUUCUUGUUUUUGUUUUGCCAAUGUAUUUUCUCUCCUCAAGUCUCAUCUUAAGACGUGUUUCGAGACGUCAGUGUAACAAUUAUAUGAGGACCAAUUAUAUAGUUUGAGUUUAUGUCGGCCUCAUGUAACAAAAUAAAUAGAUUUUUUAUCA
Messenger RNA from Arabidopsis arenosa, 1674 nucleotides. The record is from the annotation of a GenBank genome assembly. Lineage: Eukaryota; Viridiplantae; Streptophyta; Magnoliopsida; Brassicales; Brassicaceae.